AUGUUGCGCUCAUCCCUUCCCUUCUUCCUGCUGUUCUUGAUUGCUUCUUUUGGGGAAUCGCAACAUCAGCAGUUAUUUUCAAGUGUUUUCGGAUACCCAGGCGUGGAUGCUUCAUAUGACUACGUCGUUGUUGGAGCCGGGGUCGGGGGAUCAGUCGUGGCAUCAAGACUGGCCGAAGAUGGAGCAUCGGUAGCUCUCGUUGAAGCGGGAGGCUUCUACGAAGUCGAGAACUCUAAUCGAUCAGUUGUGCCCCUUCUGUCAUUGACGGGAAUCGCAUUCAUCGACCCCUCGGAAAACUUUACUCAGCAGCCUUUGAUGGACUGGGGAUUACUCUCUGAGCCAAUUCCUGGAGCUGCGAAUCGGAGAGUGCACUACGCCCAAGGUAAGACGCUUGGGGGCUCUUCUGCCAUCAACACCAUGUCGUACCUGCGAGGUUCUAAGAGCUCGUAUCAGCGGCUGGCAGACAUGGUAGACGACCAGAGCUGGGCCUUUGACAAUCUGUUGAAAUACUUCAAGAAGUCUUGCCAGUUGGCUCCGCCAAACUUGGAGAAGCGUAACUCGACAAAUGCUACUGUUAUAUACGAUCCAGCCGCAUUCGAUCCCAGCGGAGGGCCUCUACAAGUUUCGUGGAAUAACUGGGUUGAUCCAACGCUUACCUGGAUCGCCAAGGCUAUCGAAGAGAUUGGGCUUCCUCUUAGUUCGAAGGGGUUUAGCAGUGGCGAGCUCGUUGGUCAUGGUGCUUGGAUUCCCUCUACGAUAGAUCCGACCAACGCUCAUCGGUCGUCGGCUGAGAGCAGUUUCCUGCAGAAUGCGAUUCGGAACAGCAGUAAUUUGGCAAUUUACACGCAUACACAAGCCACGAGAAUACUUUUCGACUCUUCAAGCCCACCAAAAGCCACGGGCGUCAUUGUGAAUACGCAAGGGGUAGAGUAUAUCAUUUCGGCUUUCAAAGAAGUCAUUAUCUCUGCUGGGACCUUCCACUCGCCACAACUUCUUAUGGUUUCCGGAAUUGGGCCAAAAGCGACCCUUGACACUCGUGUCAUCCCCCUGAUUGUCGACCUACCCGGGGUGGGUCAGAACCUAUCGGACCCUAUCCGCGUCUCAAUAGCCAACUCAGUCAGCACCUCCAGCGGUCAGACAUUAACUGGAAAUCUUGAUACAGCUCCAGGCUACGUCCAACAAUAUCUUGACGACGCAUCCGGGCCCUUCAGUUCAGCAGCAGACUACAUAGCAGCCGAGCGCAUCCCCUAUUCAUUCCGCAAAAACUUCACCACAGAGACAAAAGAUAAACUAGCCACCUACCCAGACGACUGGCCAGAGACUUUGUACAUCCCCGCCAGCUUCAUUGGCGCCAAUUUCUCCACGAUUGGCAGCACCACGGCUUGGAUGCCCAUAGCGUUCUCUCGCGGCAGCGUGAGCAUCACUAGUGCCAGGAUGGCCGAUCCGCCAUCUAUCUCACUGAACUGGCUUUCCGAUCCCGCCGAUGCGGAAAUCGCGGUUGCGGCCUUCAAGCGCCUCCGUCAUGUGUGGGAUACUGACGCUGCGAACACGGUCAAGUUGGGGGAGGAGCUGCUCCCAGGCCCGGGUGUUCAGACGGAUGAGCAGAUUUUGGAGUAUGUUCGAGAGACAGCGGGACAGAUUUGGCAUCCUGUCGGUACCUGUUCCAUGGGUCAAGAGGGUGAUGAGGCUGCGGUGGUAAAUAGUAAAGGCCAGGUCUUUGGUGUCCAUGGGUUGCGGGUGGUGGAUGCGAGCAUUCUGCCUUUCACUAUUCCUACUCAUACGCAAGGGACUGUAUAUGCGCUGGCCGAGAAAAUCGCGGAUGAUAUCAAGCAGGCAGCUUGA
This is a messenger RNA of Pseudomassariella vexata, 1842 nucleotides long. RefSeq lists its product as uncharacterized. The record is from RefSeq and is a predicted model, not a curated record. Gene Ontology annotation, biological process: secondary metabolite biosynthetic process. The transcript is spliced from 3 exons. Lineage: Eukaryota; Fungi; Ascomycota; Sordariomycetes; Amphisphaeriales; Pseudomassariaceae. Gene Ontology annotation, molecular function: oxidoreductase activity, acting on CH-OH group of donors; flavin adenine dinucleotide binding. The coding region runs from base 1 to 1842 and encodes 613 amino acids.